Molecule: messenger RNA, 528 nt
Organism: Blastomyces dermatitidis ER-3
Lineage: Eukaryota; Fungi; Ascomycota; Eurotiomycetes; Onygenales; Ajellomycetaceae
Exons: 1
Coding region: 1-528 (175 amino acids)
Source: RefSeq, a predicted model, not a curated record
AUGGCACGUCGUUCAGAUCUACAUCAUCAUCGCAGAAAGGGUCAGAGCAGACGCGUCGGCUGGUGGAAGGAAGACUCUUCGAGGAGAUUGAGGGCUGUACUCACCAGGAUGUUGAGGGUUUCUUCAAAAAAUAUUUUGAAGGAAAAGACUGGAACACACGGGCAGAUGAUGCCACUCGCCGCGCGCUUGGCUCCGGAGCUGACAGUGGAUGGUCGGGCUUCCCCGACCCGCCAACAGAGAAAGACGCCCUCGACUGGUGGUUUGGAUUCCAGGACGAGUUCCUGCCGGAUGCACCAAGCGUCUAUUUCACCACGGCGAGCAAGAGCGACGGAGCGACAGAUUGAUCUCCUCCUCAGGGACCGAAACGCGAGUGACAUCAGUGGAAAGCACAACUGGAAGGAUAUCCGGGUCGUCGGUGAGUUGAAAAAACCCAAGGAUAAGAUCAGGAGCAAAAGUGCGCUGCUGCAGAUGGCGCGCUAUGUGCGGGAUGUAACGAUGCCAAUUCUAUUCGACCUAACAUACAAAUAG